Stylophora pistillata is the source of this 590-nucleotide messenger RNA. RefSeq lists its product as uncharacterized. Lineage: Eukaryota; Metazoa; Cnidaria; Anthozoa; Scleractinia; Pocilloporidae. The record is from RefSeq and is a predicted model, not a curated record.
CAAUGGCAGUGGCUGAUCCUCCUGAACUCGUUGUAAUCGAUUGUGUUGCAUUAUUUUACGAAGAGGGGAAAGGCGGAGAAAACUUUCGGAAGAAAAACAAAUUCAGAUGUCGGAUAGACAAGGAAGAAAAAAGACUCGUGAAGUUCAGGGAGAGUAUUUGUGAAUUUGCUGGCAUUAAAAGCACCGCAAAGACUUUAGGUCUCGGUGAUAAUCUCCGUGUGGAGCUUAAUAGGGAAACAAAGAAAGAUGGUAGAACAGAGAGAAUAUCAAUAGAGACAGACCAGCAACUGGAACUUGAGUUACCUCCAAUUUUAACCCGCUGCGACAAACUACAACUUAUCAUUUACCCGAUAAGGACAGUGUUCUCCAGUAAGUGCCCUAAAAUUGUGAUAAAGGACACAAACUCAAGUCACAAUCCGCCUGCGCCUUCAUCGAGGUCUUGCGAUUUGCUCGAUCAGGAAAAGGCAAGACUAAAUGAAGGUAAAUUGUUAAAAAUAUGUUCGAGGCUGUAUUUCAAUCAGAUUAGGCCGUGGCAUCAGACGAGCGAUCAACAUCAUCAUCCAAAGAGGUCUUUUAAGCUGGCGCCGUAG